CUAGCACACACAUGCUCAGACACACAAGGACGAGAUAGAUUUGUAUCACUCUCUUCUACUUUCUCUCCACUCCGUCUCUUCAGCGAUUCCCUGCUUCAUGCAAUCUCAGAGGUCACAGAUCAGAGGUCAGAUCACCAUGGUAACAAUAAGCUGGAUGCUGCUGUUGUGUGUGCUGGCAGAGGGGUAUGGGUCAGAGGUCGGAGUUCAGGAGGGGUGCGGCCGUUGGAUGGGAGGCAUUCCUGGGACUCCUGGUCUGGACGGGCAGGAUGGGAGAGAUGGGAGAGAGGGACGCCAGGGAGAGACAGGAGACACUGGACUUCCAGGUGUGCGAGGUGAGAGGGGAGAGGUGGGGGAAGUUGGGGGGGACGGAUUCCAGGGACGACGGGGUUUCCCGGGGGCCCCAGGGCUGCAGGGGCAGAGGGGCGAGAGUUCCUUCCUGUAUCGCUCUGCCUUCAGCGUGGGACUAACCACACCCACUACCACGACAGACACACCCCUUCACUUCACCAAGAUCUUCUACAACGAACAGCAUCACUAUGAUGACAUUUCAGGGAAGUUCCGCUGUUUUAUCCCCGGAGUGUACUACUUCACCUUCCACCUCACUGUACAGGGUCAGGGGUGCAAGGUGGGGCUGUACCGUAACGGCCGUGUCAUGUCACUGACUCUGGACCAGUUCCUGACCUCUGACCUGGACCAGUCCUCUGGAGGGGCGGUCCUAAACCUCUCAUCUGGAGACCAGGUAUGGCUGCAGGUGUAUGGUGCGGAACAGAAAGAAGUUGGAAUUUACGCUGACAUCAACAACGACUCCACCUUUACUGGCUUUCUGAUUCAGACACGCCUACCUAGCAGCCCAUUGGACAACCGCCGACGCUGACUUCCUGCUUUAGCUGUGCCUACCAGGCAGCCGAUUGGACAAUCUGCUACACCAUACCUACUUGCAGUAGCAGCUGCUUAUUUUCAAUCACAUCCCUUUUUCCCCCACCUUUCUCCUUAUCGAUCACCUCUUCCUAUCCCCCACCUCUUCCUAUCCCCCACCUCUCCCUAUCCCCCACCUCUCUCCCUAUCCCCCACC
Molecule: messenger RNA, 1072 nt
Organism: Salvelinus fontinalis (brook trout)
Lineage: Eukaryota; Metazoa; Chordata; Actinopteri; Salmoniformes; Salmonidae
Gene: adipoqa
Product: adiponectin, C1Q and collagen domain containing, a
Exons: 5
Coding region: 98-874 (258 amino acids)
Molecular function (GO): protein binding
Source: RefSeq, a predicted model, not a curated record